CUCUUGACCUUUGCUGGCCAAUCAAAUGGCUGCAUAGCUUCCUCCAUACCCCGUGGAUCAGCAUUCCUUCUGUAUAUAAACGUAAACUAAAAGGACAGGCUACGAAGAGAGUGCCCAGUCAACCCUACGGCAAUAGACAGUAGCCUCUUUCAGGCCAAAAAGAGCUCUAAACUUUCGAAGAGACUGCAGGAGCACCAGUUCUCUCUAAAUCCUUUCUCGCUUUGCUCGCUUUCUGCAACAGAUCAAGGACGGGACCACAGGCUUCUAAACACUCAGCUGGUAAACAAAGACAGCAACUAGAGUAAACGAUGCACAGGGAAGCUUCUUUCUCCUUCGAGAGCCCUCGCCCAGAUACUGAAACCAUGAGGCAGAGAUCACUCUCAACCAAUGACAGUCACUGUCCCAGCUACCUAGCCAGCCCCACUGUACCCAAGCCUGAUCAAAUGCGACUCUCUACGUCUCCCUCCUCCUCCUCUCUCAACACAGCUGGACUCAACAGCUCACUGGGUCUCAAUGCUUGUCGCUACAAGACCGAGCUCUGUCGUCCCUACCAGGAGUACGGGUACUGCAAGUAUGGGGAGAAGUGUCAGUUUGCUCACGGGAUGCACGAUUUAAGGUCCCUCCCUCGUCAUCCGAAAUACAAGACGGAGCUGUGUCGUACCUUUUACUCCACCGGUUACUGUCCUUAUGGCAGUCGCUGUCACUUCAUUCAUUCCAAGAACGAGUCCCAGGGUAUCGACAGGGCUCGCUCUUUCCCGCGUCCAAUCAUCCCAGCCCCUCCCACCAGUCCCUCUCAAGACUCGGGUAUCUCGUCACCAGACGAUAAUAAAAUGUUCUUUGUUGGGACGAGCGGAAGAAACGGGAAAGUGUUCGAUUUUCCUGUUUUUGAGCCAAGCGAGCCUCAAGAUGGUUACGAAUAUGUUCAGGAUCCGUCUCUAUGGGGUAAUGGAUACUCGUCACCUGUUGACUCAAUGCUCGGAGAAACUGACGUCUUCUCUUCCUCCCUCUCCUCAACUUCCCUCUCUCCCGUAAAGCCCAUGAUCAAAAGCUUUGAAGAGACCGAGCUUGCUACCACGUUCUCCAGUAUUAGUCUUGACGAUGGGAUUUUCGUAGGAGCUGGUCACAGUCGUCUGCCUGUCUUUGAUAAGCUCAAUUCUCUGAGUGCCACAUACCUUGAAGGUAAAGAAGGAGGCUCUCCAUAGGGAGAAUGAGGGAGACACCUGUCUGUGUAUUGUCCACUAAUCAGUCACUUAACGUGUUUCCCUUGCUUUUGGCUGUAAGUGCAAAUUGUAGGAACACAGUUCUUCAUGUGUAUAUUGCUCAUCUUUGUCAUAAAUAUUUAGCACCUUUUUAUAUUACUGGAACUAGCUUAUCUUCUUUCUCCUCCAUCCCUCUCUCUCUUUUUCUCCCCCUAUACAUUCUAUCAAACAUUAUAAUCCCCAAAACAGGUUUAAUCUCAAUCCCUUAUUUAUUGCUAUUAUUUAUUGGCUGCCCUUUAAUUAUUAUUAUUAUUAUUUAAUUAUUUGUUCACAGUGCCCCACACAUUUAACAUUUAUUUAUUCAAGAGAGUCUGAAAUUUGUCAAUCAUCAAUAUUAUUAUUAUUAUUAUUAUUGUUUUUGUCGUUUAUUGUUCAAUAUAGCGCUCCAUCAUGGAUUUGU
Molecule: messenger RNA, 1659 nt
Organism: Amphimedon queenslandica
Lineage: Eukaryota; Metazoa; Porifera; Demospongiae; Haplosclerida; Niphatidae
Product: mRNA decay activator protein ZFP36L2-A-like
Exons: 2
Coding region: 309-1202 (297 amino acids)
Molecular function (GO): metal ion binding; mRNA binding
Source: RefSeq, a predicted model, not a curated record